AUGAAGAAAACAUCUGAAAAUGAGUUCUUGUAUCUUUUUGUAGCAUUGUAUGCCUUUAUAAAGAGGUUUGAAUGUUGUCGACCCAUCGUGGUUGUAGAUGGCAGCCAUAUCAAAACAGCAUACAAUGGGACAUUUGUUUCAGCGAACACGAUGGAUGGUGCAGGGAAUAUACUACCUUUGGCGUAUGGCGUGAUUGAUUCAGAAAAUGAUAAGUCUUGGACAUGGUUCUUGAACGAGUUCAAGGAAGCUUAUGGGCUACGGGAGAGCAUGUGUGUUGUAUCGAUAGGCAUGAAUCCAUCAAGGUUGUAUCCAAAGUAUAUCCUAAUGUUCCCCGUUUUGCAUGCAUAUGGCAUCUUUGGAAGAAUGUAUACAAUAAAUAUAGAAAGAGUCACAAGGUCUUUGAGUGGGGUGUACUAUGCAAUGAUAAAAGCGUAUACACGGGAUGAGUUUGACAUGCUAAUGGAAAAGGUUGCGACGGUGGAUAUUCGUGUAAAGGAUUACUUGGAGUUAGCGGAAGGAAAAAGUGGUCUAGGCUUUAUGCUCCAGAUCAACCGAGCAUGGACAAUGAGGUCUAAUAUUGCUGAGUCUAUCAAUUCAGCUCUCGUACAAGCAAGAGAAUUGCCAAUAUUUGAUUUUCUUGAAGAAGUUCGGAUUAUGUUUGGGCACUGGAAUUUCACUAACCGACAAAAUGGUUCAUAUACAUUCACAACACUUGGGAAGAGAUUCAAUGAAAUGCUUUCCAUUAAUGAGAGUAAAUCUGCACGCAUGACGGUUACUUUAUGUGUAUCUGUUUGUGUAUUUAAUUUCUUUGGUAUAUUUCAUGAUACACAAAAUCUUGUUUGGCUGUAUUCAACAUAUGCUGAUUGCAUAUACAGCUAUGUGUGA
Lycium ferocissimum is the source of this 885-nucleotide messenger RNA. RefSeq lists its product as uncharacterized. Bases 1 to 885 code for a protein of 294 amino acids. Lineage: Eukaryota; Viridiplantae; Streptophyta; Magnoliopsida; Solanales; Solanaceae. The transcript is spliced from 3 exons. The record is from RefSeq and is a predicted model, not a curated record.